Neltuma alba is the source of this 3973-nucleotide messenger RNA. RefSeq names its product phospholipid-transporting ATPase 3-like. The transcript has 27 exons. Gene Ontology annotation, molecular function: magnesium ion binding; ATP binding; ATP hydrolysis activity. The record is from RefSeq and is a predicted model, not a curated record. The coding region runs from base 1 to 3627 and encodes 1208 amino acids. Gene Ontology annotation, biological process: Golgi vesicle budding; phospholipid translocation. Gene Ontology annotation, cellular component: plasma membrane; trans-Golgi network. Lineage: Eukaryota; Viridiplantae; Streptophyta; Magnoliopsida; Fabales; Fabaceae.
AUGGAUCGAAAUUCCAGAGCCAGCGUUCAAAUACCUUCGUCUCGAACGGGUGGACUCAGUGGAGUGGAGCCUCAGGCCCCGGACAAGCGCACCAUUUUCUGCAAUGAUCGCAAGGCCAACCUUGCCAGUCCAUUCAUGAGCAACUCGAUAUCAACUACAAAAUAUAACAUCUUCACUUUCUUGCCAAAAGGGCUAUUUGAACAGUUCAGGCGGGUUGCUAAUCUCUAUUUUCUAGCAAUCUCAAUUUUGGCAGCAACUCCAAUCAGUCCUAUAUCUCCGAUAACUAAUGUGGUUCCUCUGUCUCUGGUGCUUCUUAUCUCUCUUAUUAAGGAAGCUUUUGAGGACUCGAAACGUCUUCAAAAUGACAAGGUCAUAAACAAUAGAAUGAUAGAUGUUUUGCAAGAUCAAACAUGGGAGUCCAUAGCCUGGAAAAAUCUGCAGGUUGGAGACAUUGUCAAGGUUAAGCAGGAUGGAUUCUUUCCAGCAGAUCUGCUUUUCCUGGCCAGUACGAAUGCAGAUGGUGUCUGCUAUAUUGAGACUGCUAAUUUGGACGGGGAAACCAAUCUCAAGAUCAGGAAAGCAUUGGAGAAGACUUGGGAUUACCUGACUCCAGAGAAGGCAUCUGAGUUUCAAGGUGAAAUUCAGUGUGAACAACCAAACAAUUCAUUGUACACCUUCACUGGAAAUCUUAUUAUUCAAGCACAAACACUACCUCUCAGUCCAAACCAAAUCUUGCUGCGAGGCUGCAGUCUAAAAAAUACAGGGUAUAUUGUUGGAAUAGUUAUCUUUACAGGGCAUGAAACAAAGGUGAUGAUGAAUUCCAUGAAUGUACCUUCUAAAAGAAGUACAUUGGAGAGGAAGCUUGAUAAACUCAUACUCGCUCUAUUUGCAACUCUCUUUGGAAUAUGUUUGAUUGGAGCCAUAGGCAGUGGCAUCUUUGUAAACAACAAAUAUUUCUAUUUACGCCUUGAUGUAGGUGGUGAGGGCUCAGCACAGUUCAACCCAAGUAACAGAUUUCUGGUUAUUGUCCUGACUUUAUUUACCCUCAUCACUCUCUAUUCACCACUCAUCCCUAUAUCACUUUAUGUGUCAAUAGAGAUGAUUAAAUUUAUUCAGUCUACUCAAUUUAUCAACAAGGACUUGUGCAUGUACCAUAAGGACACCGAUACCCCAGCAUUGGCCAGGACAUCUAAUCUAAAUGAAGAACUUGGGCAGGUGGAAUACAUCUUCUCUGACAAGACAGGAACUUUAACAAGAAACUUAAUGGAGUUUUUUAAGUGUUCAAUUGGAGAACAAGUCUAUGGAACAGGUGUUACUGAAAUUGAGAGGCAAAUAGCAGAGCGUAAUGGGAUGAAAGUUGAGGAAAAUAAAUCAGACACUGCAGUGCAAGAGAGGGGCUUUAAUUUUGAUGAUGAUCGGCUUAUGCAAGGAUCUUGGAGGAAUGAGCCUAAUCCUAACAUUUGUAAGGAAUUCUUCAGAUGCCUUGCUAUAUGCCAUACUGUACUCCCUGAGGGCGAUGAGUCCCCACAAAAAAUCACGUAUCAAGCCGCCUCGCCUGAUGAGGCUGCUUUGGUCAUUGCUGCAAAGAACUUUGGUUUCUUCUUUUACAGACGCACACCAACAACAAUAUAUGUCCGCGAAUCCCAUGUUGAAAAGAAGGGUAAAGUCCAAGAUGUUCCUUACGAAAUUUUGAAUGUGCUUGAAUUUAACAGUACAAGAAAGCGCCAGUCUGUUAUAUGCCGUUAUCCAGAUGGGAAGCUUGUAUUGUACUGUAAGGGUGCUGAUACGGUAAUCUACGAGAGACUGGCCAAUGGUGCUGAUGAUAUAAAGAAAUUGACCAGGGAGUAUUUGGAACAAUUUGGAGCUGCUGGUUUACGUACAUUAUGCCUGGCCUACAAAGAAUUACGUAAUCAUGUAUAUGAAAGUUGGAACGAAAAGUUCAUCCAGGCCAAGUCUUCUCUAAGUGAUCGUGACAAGAAGUUGGAUGAGGUGGCGGAACUUAUAGAAACUGAUCUGAUUUUGAUUGGUAGCACUGCCAUAGAGGACAAGCUUCAAGAGGGAGUUCCAGCAUGUAUAGAGACUCUUCAAAGAGCUGGAAUUAAAAUUUGGGUGCUUACUGGAGACAAGAUUGAAACAGCAAUAAAUAUAGCCUAUGCAUGCAAUUUAAUAUCCAAUGAGAUGAAAAAAUUUAUCAUCAGCUCAGAAACUGAUGCAAUUAGAGAAGUUGAAGAAAGGGGUGACCCAGUGGAAAUUAUGCAUUUUAUUAGAGAACAAGUUAAGAAAGAGUUGAAGUCGUUCCUUGAGGAAGCACAGAGCUAUCUACGCUCUCUAAAUGGACAAAAAUUAGCACUUGUAAUUGAUGGGAAAAGUCUAAUGCAUGCAUUAGACCCAAGUUUAAGAGUGAUGCUUCUGAAUUUGGGUUUGAAUUGUCAUGCGGUUGUUUGCUGUCGAGUUUCUCCUUUACAAAAAGCACAGGUCACAAGGCUAGUCAAGAAAGGUGCACGUAAAAUAACAUUAAGUAUUGGUGAUGGAGCCAAUGAUGUUAGCAUGAUUCAAGCUGCUCAUGUUGGUAUUGGCAUAAGUGGGAUGGAGGGGAUGCAAGCAGUGAUGGCUAGUGAUUUUGCCAUUGCACAGUUUCGUUUCCUUGCAGAUUUGCUACUUGUCCAUGGCCGCUGGUCAUACCUUCGAAUAUGCAAGGUUAUUACAUACUUCUUUUAUAAGAAUCUCACAUUCACUCUUACUCAGUUUUGGUUUACUUUUCAAACGGGGUUUUCUGGUCAGAGGUUCUAUGAUGAUUGGUUUCAGUCAUUAUAUAAUGUGAUCUUCACAGCAUUGCCUGUAAUUGCUCUUGGACUAUUCGACAAGGAUGUCAGUGCAUCUCUAUCCAGGAAGUAUCCUGGACUUUACAUGGAGGGAAUAAGGAAUGUCUUCUUCAAAUGGAGUGUUGUGGCGACAUGGGCCAUUUUGUCGGUCUGCCAGUCUUUGAUAUUGUUCUAUUUUGUGAUUUUGUCAAGUUCAGGUGCUAAAAAUUCAGCAGGAAAAACAUUUGGACACUGGGAUGUCAGUACAAUGGCCUAUACAUGUGUUAUUGUAACUGUCAAUUUACGACUACUUAUGACCUGUAAUUCGGUCACAAGAUGGCACUUAAUUGGUGUUGGUGGAAGCAUAUUAGCAUGGUUUAUUUUCGUCUUUAUAUAUUCAGUGGUCAGACUGGAGAAUGUAUAUUUUGUGAUAUAUGUCUUGAUGAGUACAAUCUAUUUCUACCUCACGCUUCUGCUUGUUCCCAUUGCUGCCCUCUUGGGUGACUUCAUCUUCCAAGGGAUUCAGAGAUGGUUCUUCCCCUAUGAUUAUCAGAUUAUUCAGGAGAUUCACAGACACGAACCGGAUACUGGCAACAGGCAACAGUUGCUGGAGGUGGGGAGUCAUUUGACGCCAUCAGAGGCGAGGAGCUAUGCCAUGUCUCAACUGCCUCGUGAGGUAUCAAAGCACACAGGCUUUGCAUUUGAUUCACCUGGCUACGAGUCCUUUUUCGCUUCACAGUUCGGUGUGUAUGCCCCGCAAAAGGCAUGGGAUGUUGCUAGACGAGCUAGCAGGUUUCGAGCACCAAAGACAGGCCGCAAAAAAUAGUGGAAACAUACUGAUUUUGAUACGCUCAAGUGCAUGCACUUUCUUUAGUCAUGGUUUUCCAUUUUGAGAUGUGCAUAUCCAAUAUUUGUCAGGACACACACACCCGCCUUUUGAACCUGCUAGAGCCGGUUUUCUAGGAUGCCGUGAGCCAAAUGGCUCCUCAUGUGAUCAGUUACUCAGGCAGGUUUCCUCAAAAUGAGAUGCAGCAUAUUACCUUUUCUUUUUUCUGAUGAGCAAGAGAUUAAGUUUAAAUACUAUCCUUUCCUUACUGAAUUACGCCCAGCUUAAGGAAUCAGGAGAGGUAAUACGUUCUUCUUCGGAGCAGAUUUCCAUACUUGAACCUCAC